Molecule: messenger RNA, 702 nt
Organism: Cucumis melo (muskmelon)
Lineage: Eukaryota; Viridiplantae; Streptophyta; Magnoliopsida; Cucurbitales; Cucurbitaceae
Product: transcription repressor OFP15-like
Exons: 1
Coding region: 1-702 (233 amino acids)
Biological process (GO): negative regulation of DNA-templated transcription
Source: RefSeq, a predicted model, not a curated record
AUGUUAACAAAGAAGAAGAAGAUGAUGAUGAUGAUGAGGCUUCCCUCUCUUUUCAAAAUCUUAGCAAUAGACGACAAGUCGACUUUUCCCUGGCCGUCAUGUCGUCAGCCAAGAACUCUCUCUUUCCGAACCACCUCCGCCGCCGUCGCCACCGCAACAGACUCCUCCGGCUCCUUCUUCACUCUCUCCUCCGAGUCCUCCGGCAGCCUUUCCACGGUAUCGGAGUCCUCCGGCGGUGACCCAAUCGAGAGAAUGAUUCGAGACCUCAGGUCAACCAAGAGGCUCCACUUCGAACCCACCGGAAAAUCGAGCUCGAUAGUGGAAGACGAGACCGUGUCGCAUCCGUUGAAGGAAGGUACGACGGUGAUGUCCAUGGAUUCGAAUGACCCGUAUUCGGAUUUUAGGAAAUCAAUGGAGGAAAUGGUGGAAGCUCAUGGGAUGAAGGAUUGGGAAAGUUUAGAAGAGCUAUUGAAUUGGUAUUUGAGAGUUAAUGGGAAAAAGAACCAUGGAUUUAUUCUUGGAGCUUUUGUUGAUUUGUUGGUUUCUCUUGCAAUGGCCUCUUCUUCUUCUUCUUCUUGUUCUUCAUCAUUGUGUUGUUAUUCUUCUUCAUCUUCUUCUUCUUCUUUACCUUGUGUAUCCUCAUCCAUGGAGAUUGAGGAGAUCUCUUCAUUAGAUGAACAUCAUCAUCAUGUUUACUCUUAA